CCUAGGGACUGGGAUCUGAAAACUGGAGGGGCUAGGCUCCCAGUGGCAGUGGAGCAAUGCCAUCAUCUCUAGCAAGCCUAUCUCUAGCCUGCCAGCCCCUGGACCUGCUUAGUGUUCGAGAGUAAUGAACGACCUUGCUGAAGCCGCUGUUCCUUAGGUCUCUGUGGCCUGUAGCUGAGCUUGACUCUGAUUCGUAGGCCUGCAACUGGUGGGCCUCUACCUCUAGGGAGUGGGGUGUAGAUUUUUCCUGGAGGUGAAGGUUCUCAGCCCCACCCUCUAGCCCGCCCACCCAGCUCCAGCCGGCUGUUUCUGUCUCGGAUGAGAGGGGGCCUCUCAGGACAAAGAGGAAGUAGCUGGAAGGGGAAGCAGCGAGCUGCAGAGAGGAGGAGGUUGGUGUGGAGCACAGGCAGUACCAAGCCUGCCCCAUGAGCUGAGGGCCUGCAGUCUGCGGCUGGAAUCAGGAUGGACACCAAGGCAAGACCCCCAGAGAUGCUGAAGCCUCUUCGGAGAGCAGCAGUGACCCCCAUGUGGCUGUGCUCCAUGCCGCCCCGCCGCCUGUGGGACAGACAGGCUGGCACGUUGCAGGUCCUGGGAGCACUGGCUAUGCUGUGGCUGGGCUCCAUGGCUCUUACCUACCUCCUGUGGCAAGUGCCCCGUCCUCCCACCCGGGACCAGGUGCAGCCCGAGGACGUGCCCAGGUCCUGGGGGCAUGGUUCCAGCCCAGCUUUGGAGCCCCUGGAAGCGGAGGCCGGGAAGCAGAGGGACUCCUGCCAGCUUGUCCUUGUGGAAAGCAUCCCCCAGGACCUGCCAUCUGCAGCCGGCAGCCCCUCCGCCCAGCCUCUGGGCCAGGCCUGGCUGCAGCUGCUGGACACUGCCCAGGAGAGCGUCCACGUGGCUUCAUACUACUGGUCCCUCACAGGGCCCGACAUUGGGGUCAACGACUCAUCUUCCCAGCUGGUGCGCCCCGCCCUGACCCCACCGCAUCCUGGUGCUGGAAACACAGGAGAGGCCCUUCUGCAGAAGCUGCAGCAGCUGCUGGCCAGGAACGUUUCCUUGGCUGUGGCCACCAGCAGCCCAACACUGGCCAGGAAGUCCACCGACCUACAGGUCCUGGCUGCCCGAGGUGCCCAGGUACGACGGGUGCCCAUGGGGCGGCUCACCAGGGGCGUUUUGCACUCCAAAUUCUGGGUUGUGGAUGGACGGCACAUAUACAUGGGCAGUGCCAACAUGGACUGGCGGUCCCUGACGCAGGUGAAGGAGCUUGGCGCUGUCAUCUAUAACUGCAGCCACCUGGCCCAAGACCUGGAGAAGACCUUCCAGACCUACUGGGUGCUGGGGGUGCCCAAGGCUGUCCUCCCCAAAACGUGGCCUCAGAACUUCUCAUCUCAUAUCAACCGUUUCCAGCCCUUCCAGGGCCUCUUUGAUGGGGUGCCCACCACUGCCUACUUCUCAGCAUCGCCGCCGGCACUCUGCCCCCAGGGCCGCACCCCUGACCUGGAGGCGCUGUUGGCGGUGAUGGGGAGCGCCCAGGAGUUCAUCUAUGCCUCCGUGAUGGAGUAUUUCCCUACCACGCGCUUCAGCCACCCCCGCAGGUACUGGCCCGUGCUGGACAACGCGCUGCGGGCGGCAGCCUUCGGCAAGGGCGUGCGCGUGCGCCUGCUGGUCGGCUGCGGACUCAACACGGACCCCACCAUGUUCCCGUACCUGCGGUCCCUGCAGGCGCUCAGCAACCCCGCGGCCAACGUCUCCGUGGACGUGAAAGUCUUCAUCGUGCCGGUGGGGAAUCACUCCAACAUCCCGUUCAGCCGGGUGAACCACAGCAAGUUCAUGGUCACGGAGAAGGCCGCCUACAUAGGCACCUCCAACUGGUCGGAGGAUUACUUCAGCAGCACGGCGGGGGUGGGCCUGGUGCUCACCCAGAGCCCCGGCGCGCAGCCCGCGGGGGCCACGGUGCAGGAGCGGCUGCGGCGGCUCUUUGAGCGGGACUGGAGUUCGCGCUACGCCGUCGGCCUGGACGGACAGGCCCCGGGCCAGGACUGUGUUUGGCAGGGCUGAGGGGGCCCCUUUUUCUCUCGGCGACCCCGCCCCGCACCCGCCCUCCCCUCGGACCCGGCCUGGGCUUCGGCCGCUUCCUCCUGCAAGCAGCCCGGGUCGGCUCUGCGCCCGGAGCCGCCCGCGACCGCCCGGGCGCCGCGCACCGCCCGCCAGCUCUCCGAUUUCCGGGUCCGGCCCCCCUAAGCCCCGCCUCCUCCAGGGAGCCCUCCAGGAGGCCGCUACCCUGACUCCUGGCCCACAGGCCAGGCCUAAAAAACGCUCGUGGCUUC
Piliocolobus tephrosceles (Ugandan red Colobus) is the source of this 2324-nucleotide messenger RNA. It is a transcript of the gene PLD4, whose product is annotated as phospholipase D family member 4. Lineage: Eukaryota; Metazoa; Chordata; Mammalia; Primates; Cercopithecidae. The record is from RefSeq and is a predicted model, not a curated record. The transcript has 11 exons. Gene Ontology annotation, cellular component: phagocytic vesicle; trans-Golgi network membrane; endoplasmic reticulum. Gene Ontology annotation, molecular function: catalytic activity. Bases 463 to 2055 code for a protein of 530 amino acids. Gene Ontology annotation, biological process: phagocytosis; hematopoietic progenitor cell differentiation.